Molecule: messenger RNA, 2384 nt
Organism: Scleropages formosus (Asian bonytongue)
Lineage: Eukaryota; Metazoa; Chordata; Actinopteri; Osteoglossiformes; Osteoglossidae
Gene: psmd10
Product: proteasome 26S subunit, non-ATPase 10
Exons: 5
Coding region: 57-737 (226 amino acids)
Biological process (GO): positive regulation of transcription by RNA polymerase II
Cellular component (GO): nucleus
Molecular function (GO): transcription cis-regulatory region binding; protein binding
Source: RefSeq, a predicted model, not a curated record
CCUGAAAAAUUGCCCCGCUGGAAAUUAUUUGUUGUUGCUUAGUUGCACUGAUAACUAUGGAGGGUACUGUGUCCAACUUGGAAGUGUGUAAUUUGGCUUACAGUGGAAAGUUUGACCAGUUGAAACAAUGCAUUCUGUCCGACAAAUCACUGGCCUCGAAAACAGACCAGGACCACCGAACGGCGCUGCACUGGGCCUGUUCCGCGGGACACCUGGACAUCGUGAGCUUCCUGCUCGACUGUGGAGUGGAAGUUAAUCUCAAAGAUGACGCAUGCUGGACCCCUUUACACAUCGCGUCCUCUGCUGGGAGAGAGGAGAUCGUGAGGGCUCUGAUCAACAAAGGAGCGCAGCUGAACCCUGUCAACCAGAAUGGCUGCACUCCGCUGCACUAUGCUGCCUCAAAGGACAGAUAUGAGAUUGCCCAGAUUUUGCUGGAAAAUGGAGCUGACCCCAACGCCACUGAUAAACUGGGAUCCACUCCCUUACACAGAGCCUCUGCAAAGGGUAACUACCGGCUCAUUCAGCUUCUCCUGAAUCAAUGCGCUUCCACCAACAUUCAGGAUUCAGAGGGAAACACAGCCUUACACCUGGCGUGUGAUGAGGAGCGAGUGGAGGCUGCCAAGCUACUGGUGGAGCACGGUGCCAGCAUCUACAUCGAGAAUAAAGAGGAUAAGACCCCCCUACAGGCUGCGAAAGGAGGUCUGGGAACACUGCUGAGAAGAAUUGUAGAAGGCUGAGCUGCAAAGAAUGCUGGGAGCUACAAAGCACUUCCGCUACUGCCACGACUGCAUUAGGAGGCUUUUCUAGGCCUGCUGUGAUGGUUAGUCAGUAUUUAGCUGGAGGCAAUGCUGAUAUGCUUAUAUUAAGAAGAAUGUUUCAGCCAUCUGAGUUGUUAAAAUGUUGGUCCUGUUUGAGAGAAGAAGCCAUGUGAAGUCAGUUCUAUGACAAGUGUAAAAAGACUAAGGAAUUGUAAAAGAUAUUCUCAAUGCUAUGUCUUAUUUCCUUCGAUUUAGUGUUUAUAUUGAUAAAAAUUCAAGACUGUUUGGUUGAUUAAGGUAUGAAGAGUCUCCUCGUAAAAUUUAAGCAUGUUUCUAAUAACAAUGUUUGUUCUGAGGUGUUGAAUUGUAUCCUCCAUGUUGUUUUUAUGCGUUUACCUUCCUAAAUUGUAUUUGCACUCUCAAAACGAACCCAUUUGUUGCUUGUAGGUUUCAUUAAUUUAUAAACCAUUGGCAGUAAAGGCUUGUGAACCUUUAGGAAUUCUCAAUCUCUUCAUGAAUGGCUUCUAAAAUGUCAUCUUCAUCCAAGUCAUUUGAUGAAGACGGUCUGAUUAAACUAAUUGCUUACACAAAACUGCACAUUGUCAUAUCUUCAUUGAGCAUAUUUUGUAAAUAUAAAAUAAAUAUUCAAGGGUUGAGGAUGUGAUACCUUGUAUUUAAUAAUGUGUGGGACCUCCUUUAGUAGCACUAACAUAAGUCAAAAGUUUUCUUUAGCUGUUGACCAGACUUGCACUGUCGUUACAAGGUAUUUCGGUCCAUUCCUCUUCACUAUUUGAGUUCGGUUACAUUUCUGGGAUGUUUUGACUAACCACAUUGUUUCAGAUCAUGUCACAGCAUUUCAAUAGGCCUGAGAUCAGGAUUCUCACUUGACCAUUUUGAAAUGCAGAAUUUAUUUUUAAGGCACACUUUUUGAUUUACUCCUUUUUAGGAUUGUUGUCUUGCUACAUGGCCCAACUGUUUGGAACGUCAGAUCGCACACGGAUGCUCUGAUGUCCUGUAGAAUUUCCUGAUACAAUUUUGAAUUCUUUGUUCCCUCAAUGACUGUAGCAAAGCAGCCCCAUGCAAUGAUGCUUCUUCCACCUUGUUUUACUGUUGGGAAUCAGGUUUUGAUGCUAGUGGUCUUGGUGCUGUACAAUUUUGCCAAGUCUUGUCUCAGUGCUCUGUGGUCUUUUUGGAGAGCAAAAGUUUCCUUCAUUGUUCCUUUCCCAAGCACCACUUUUGUUCAGUGUUGCUCUUGUAGACUCAUGGAUCCAAACAUUAUUGACACCAAGAGAUGUAUUCAGAUUCUUAGUUGUCACCUCCCUAAAUGAUCUCGCAGGAAUAUUAGUAGGACAUUCACUCGUUGGGAGAGUAAGCAGCAAUGCUGAACUUCUUCCUGUUUGUGCACUGUCUGCCUGACAACUGGUGGAGGCUGAGUGUUUUUGUAGCCAUUUCCAGCUUUAUGAGUUUCAGCACCUUUUUCUGAGCUCCUCUGAAAUGUAUUCAAUGGGCCCAUGAUGUGCUUCAGCAGAUCUUUGUUGCAAAGAGCACAUAACCACAUUUGUGAGAUUGUGUUUUUUUAAAGGCCGGUGCAUUUCAACCUACCUCCGAAUAUCCUCUUAUUGACUG